Neogale vison (American mink) is the source of this 1140-nucleotide messenger RNA. RefSeq names its product translation initiation factor IF-2-like. The transcript has a single exon. Bases 1 to 1140 code for a protein of 379 amino acids. The record is from RefSeq and is a predicted model, not a curated record. NCBI's taxonomy places the organism in Eukaryota, Metazoa, Chordata, Mammalia, Carnivora, Mustelidae.
AUGGGCUCUCUGUUAAUCUACACAUCUCCUGCUUACUUCAGAUGCACCGGUAAAGAAAAUGAAAAUGUAAGGAAGGGCUUGCCCUUCCCCGGCCCACCAUCUCGCAAACCCGCCGCGAGGCGUCAAGAGAAACAGCUUUAUUUUGGCAAGGGCGGGCGCCAACCGGGGCCAGGGCGCCGCCCGGGGGCCCGGGGCCGGAAACGCCCCCGCGAGCGGCGCACCCCGCCGCCCCAGCCCCACACACCGGCCGGGCGCCGGGCUGCGGAGGGGCCGCCGCAGGGUGCGGAGGGCGGCGCCGGCUGCCCGCGCCCCUCCCCCGCCCGCGGCGGAAACGUCUCCGGUUUGAAAGAUGCCGCCGCCGCCCCCCGCCCCCCCCCCGCCCACGGAGCCACAAAGGGCCGAGCCCCCUCCCACCGCUGUCCUCCUUCCCCAAUUCCUCCACAGGUCUUCGCGGGCUCUCCCCGCCCGCCCCUCCCUCUCGCCCGGCGCUGGCGACGCCUGCUCACCCGUGUCCCCAGGUCCGGAAGAUUGGGAUCCGGUGCGGCCAAAGACCCCGAAAACACUGGGCCCCUCGGGCGCGGCGGCGGGGGCGUGGCCCUCCCGCCCAGGCCAGGGCCGGGGUCUCGCCUCCGCCUCCCCCGAGGAAGCCUGGAGCCGCCGCCUCGUCUUCCUUCCGGCUUUCCCUCGCGCCCUCCCUUGGUCGGCCGGUCCUGCGCGGAAAGCAGCGUCCUCUGCGGGCGCCGCCGCACGCUCCUCAGGGCCCGACCACCGCCAGACUCCUCCCCCGGGAGCCGCCGGGCCGCGAGACGCCCGGCUCGCCGCUCCUGCCCCGCCCCUGCGGCGCGCGCUCGCCCCCUUCGCGGGCCCCUUCCGCGGCCCGGGAACGCGCGGCCGGCGGACCGUGAGCCAGCCUUCGCCAGGUUUCAAUUCCCGCCGCUCGCGCCCGCCCAGCGGCACAUGCGGCAGUUUUGCAGUUUCCCGGGUUCUGGAGGAUCCCCCUCCCCGUUCUCCCGCCCUUACCCUAGCUUCCCCCGCCCUUUUCCUUUGCUGGAUCCCACCGGAAAGCCAAAACAAUUGGGUCCGCGCAAGCGCGAAAAAGGAAGCGGAAAAGGGAGGAAGGGAGGGGGCGGUGCGAGGUGA